Molecule: messenger RNA, 2073 nt
Organism: Poecilia latipinna (sailfin molly)
Lineage: Eukaryota; Metazoa; Chordata; Actinopteri; Cyprinodontiformes; Poeciliidae
Gene: rundc1
Product: RUN domain containing 1
Exons: 6
Coding region: 193-1905 (570 amino acids)
Source: RefSeq, a predicted model, not a curated record
GUUUGUGGAAGCUAACUUUCGUUUUUCUCUGUUUACGUAUGAAUCAUCUUUUCCAAGAUGGCGAGGCACCUGUUUCUCUGGCGAUGAUCCUCUUCAUUUUUGCGCAGUUUUAAUAAAAUAACCACCGGGAAUACGUUGUCGGCAAACCGACGGUGGGUGAAGGAAACUCUGAAGUGAUCUGCACCGUCCAGAAUGUCCACGGAGGAGCUGUCAGCUUCGGAUAGCGAGACUGUAUUCGCCAGCGCCGGGGAGCGAUGGGCACCGGUGGGCGCCGUGGCCAGCCCCGAGGAGGAGAGCGGCGGCCGGCCGAGGCAGAGAGGCUCGUCGUCGGCCACCGAUGAGGAGAUGGCCGCCCGGCUGAUGAAGCUGGAAGAGGAGCAGGACUUGUUGAAUUCAUCUCUAUUAGCGCUAACGUCGCACUUCGCACAGGUUCAGUUCCGACUGAAGCAGAUAGUUCACGCUCAGACCGAGGAGAAGGAGAGGAUGCUGGCCGAGCUGGAGGAGUUCGCCUUCAGGGGCUGCCCGCACGUCGUGGGCUGCCGAGCCCAGGAUGCCAAGCAGCUGGAGAACUCGGAAGAUCUGAGCGAGAGGGAGAAGCGGGAGCGACUGGAGGCGCAGAGGGAAAAACAAAAGGAUCUCAUCGUCCAGCUGAAGACGCAGCUGGACGAUCUGGAGCGCUUCGCCUAUCAGGAGGGCAGCUACGACUCGCUGCCACAGUCCGUCGUCAUGGAGAGGCAGAAGGUCAUCAUUGACGAGCUGAUAAAGAAGCUGGACGUGAAUCUGAACGAGGACAUCGGGAACUUGUCCCCGGAGGAGCUGAGGCAGCGGGUGGACGCCGCCAUCGCUCAGAUCGUGAACCCGGCCCGAGUGAAGGAGCAGCUGGUGGAGCAGCUGAAGACGCAGAUCAGGGACCUGGAGAUGUUCAUUAACUUCAUACAGGAUGAGGUGGGGAACCCUCUUUUGUCAGACGGAGUGCGGAGCCAGCUGCCGAAAGCGGACGGAGCCAACGGCAGAGCUGCAGGGAUGAAGAAGAAAGUGGACCCGGUCCAGGCUGAGCGGAUGCGGGACACGGGCCUGCAGCUCAUCCAGAAGGCUCUGGCCGUGCUGCAGAUCUUCGCUGCCAGUCAGUUUGGCUGCUCGGCCGGCCACGUCCCCCAGAACCUUUGGCCCCAGGACUGUCCGGGCCGGGACUACGGCCCCCUGCUGCAGCGCCUGGAGGCGGCCGUGGAGAAGGUCCGGGUCCUGGGCUCACGGCGCCAUCCCUCCGUGGAGCACGUGGUGAGCUACAGCGGCGGGGCGGCGGCGGCGCUGGGCGCCCGGGACGAGCUGACGACGGCGGUGAGGAAGGAGCUGGCGGUGGCGCUGAAGGACCUGCUGGCCCACGGCCUGUUCUGCCCCUCGCAGACCAUGAGCCUGGUGCUGGCGCCCAUCUCCUGCCUGCUGCCCUACCGCCCCGCCCCGCUCGCCAUGCACCCCUGGGAACUCUUCGUCAAGUACUACGAGUCCAAAAACGGGAAGGCGUUCGUGGAAUCGCCGGCCCGAAAGCUGUCGCAGUCCUUCAGCCUGAAGGUGGGCGGCGGCCCGGGGACGGUGACGCCCAAACACUCGCUGCUGUGGGCCGUCCACUCGGUGCUGAAGGAGCACGGCCGCUACAAGCGCGGGCCGGACUCGGAGCUCAAGGCGCUGGUGUGCAUGGCGCUGAACGAGCAGCGGCUGGUUUCCUGGAUCAACCUGCUCUGCAAGUCGUCCGUUCUGAUCCAGCCUCACUACCAGAGCUGGAGCUACAUGGCCCAGACGGGCUUCGAGGGCGCCCUGCGCAUCCUGGGCCGCAUCAGCCACCUGCGCUUCAACCUGCCGGUGGACCUGGCCGUGCGGCAGCUCAAGAACAUCAAGGACGCCUUCUGACGAGGCGCUCUGCGGCGGCGGCCACUGCAAAAACACAAAGUCUGACCAGGAGCUUCUGUUCAAAAUGUCUCAUUACGCUUAAAAUAAGACAAAACUAAACCACAACUAACAAUUCAGCAAGAAAUACCAGCUGGUUUUAAGUCAGUAAUUAUUGAAUAUUGAUAAAAA